This is a messenger RNA of Cryptococcus amylolentus CBS 6039, 3760 nucleotides long. RefSeq lists its product as hypothetical. The transcript is spliced from 4 exons. The record is from RefSeq and is a predicted model, not a curated record. Bases 921 to 3710 code for a protein of 929 amino acids. Lineage: Eukaryota; Fungi; Basidiomycota; Tremellomycetes; Tremellales; Cryptococcaceae.
UUAUCUUUUUGCUUUUUUGUCAAUCUGCCCCAUUUGCUACCUUAUGGCCCAUAGUAAGCUCUUUUCUUCGACCUUCUCUCCGCAUCAGAACCUCUGGAUCACCGACACUGUCCUCCAAUGUGUUCGCGACGACCUAGGUGACUACGGUACCAUCUCAAAUUGACACGAUCCCAGCCCAGUCACGAUUCCAAUCCGCAGUAUCCAAGACGACCGGCCAUUAGAUAGCCACCAGUCCGGCCCUGUCUCCUUAUCUGCAGAUCUCGACCAUGAUGGCCCCUAUUCGGCAGCCGAGAUGCUCAAGAUCAGACAACAAUCGACUGUUCCCUGAUGGUCCAGGGCAUACGGCACACGGAAUCCACAAGCCACUAACAUCCAAGGGAAGGAAGAUGGCCAAGAUGGAUAGACGAGGAGAUGACAUGUCUUGUCAUUCAGGGAGACGGUCGAUGGUGAUUCGGCUUCCUCUUCCGCUCACAGCCGUCUUGUUGGUAUUCCUGGCGUGAUCUGGGUAUAACGAUCAGAGAUACAGUGCGACCCAUAUGAUGUCGAGUUCGUUUCAGUUCUGAAAGGAGCUAGAGAGUCACCAAGGCAUCCGAAGACUGCACCCCAGACUAGGCAGGCAGUCACACUGCCCACAGUUGCCAUGUGCCAUAAAUGGUGGAUGUCGUAAACCAAACACCUACCGCGCUGCCUUGGGUGGGUGGGGGUGCACUGACUGUAGUUCCCUGCAGAACAUCUGUUGCAUCAAGGAACGAGAGGAACGGCGAUUGCAUCCACGACGACCGUUUGAACCCAUCUGUCGACCGUCGCCCAGUUCACGUCUGUCUUUGUAUACCGAGGUACGCUCUCUCCAAUCGAUAUAAGUAUGCAGGCCAUGCAGACAUACCCUCAGUCCUCAGAGGUUCCCCUAUAUCCACCCCGCCAUGGCCAUCUUUGGAGUCUUCAAGGCCACCAAAGCCCAGUCCCAUGCGUUCGCCGACUCCGCUGCCUAUCCCUCCACCCCCGUCAGCGCUGAGCGCUCGCUUCCUCCUCUCCCUAUGCCCUACAUGCCGUCCGCCUCAUCCAGUACCGUCAAUACUGCGGGCAUCUUAUCGCCCGGUGGCAGGACCACUCCCGUACGCCCUGGGAAGGGCAUGCCGACGCCUACAGGCGCAAGAGCAGACAGCGGGCCCAGUUCGUUCAAUCGCACCCCUAGCGUCAUUUCUCGCGUAAACACAAAGAUGAGGAGCGGCACAUGGUCCUCUACAUCGUCACCCUCGGCAACCCGUCCUCCCUUUCUUCGAGGCAAUAACUCGUCCUCAUCCCUCACAACACCUACCAAGUCUAUCUCCCGAGCUCCGAAAGCUCUCCUGGCAACGCCCACUAGUGCCUCGCAGGCGCCACUACCUCCACCCAGCUAUGCGCUCCCUCCCACGCCAGAAGCGUCGCCCCAGAAAGGCAUCUCUACAAUAUUCGAGUCCAGGGGCGCGUCGGCCACCAUUUCACAUCGCGGUUCAUUCAAAAAUCCUUCUAGAGGCGGCGGUCGCAUGUCCAAUCCUCGGACGACGCGGUAUGCAAGCGGCUCGAGCGAUGUCUCUUCAAACAUCUCGAAUGCCUCAUCCACUUCGAGUGGUAAUGGACGUCUUCAGCGGGUGCUCAGUGGCCGCCGUACUUCCACCUCCAUCUCCACCUCACGACCUGCCCAGCUCGACGCGUAUGACGGUCCUGUCCUCGAGAUCAAUGCAGAGCCUUCUCGAACCUCCAAAGAUGGUCGCAAGUCAGCAGAGGGUAAACGCCGGCCGACGGCGCUGAAGCUGAGGACGAGCAACCUCACGCCAGAGCCCUCGCCACCAGCAGGGAAGGGCGAGGACGUCGAUCCUUCUAUUGCUGCCUUGCCACCUUCUGCCAAGCCAUCACGUAUUACCGACAUCGGUACUUCUGCCCUCGCCCCGCCUCUCAUGUCUCCCGCGAAAGCUUUAUCCACUUUGGGGACGAUGCUCAGCGCUCGGGACCCCGAGCCGUCCCAGAACAGCAAUCGCACCGUCAGGCCGGAGGACAGCAGUAGUCCGCCCGUGUGGCAAAAGUCUUUCGACCUUGUCGAGCCUCAGCUCAAGCCUCUCAGACUUCUCGAGAGAAGACGGUCCAAGUCUACAGGAGACGCCAUCGAGUUUAUGCGCAUCGGCCGGUUGCAGAGAGAUUUAGGAGGAGGCUUGACACCAAGUUCGUCAGCCUUGCAUCGACUGUCACCGAGCAAGAGUGGCGGGCUGUCACCAAAGAAGACUACAGGUAGAGAUGAAGCCAAAGACAAGUCGGUCUCGACUCCUGCUUCCGCUCUCACCAUCGAUGGGGAUGCUCCCCACUCACGACCCCCUUCACCAUCACCGUUCCUCAACCUUCCUCUUCCUUGGUCGACGGUCGACCUGCCCACCAUCACUGCCGACUUGGGUCUCACCAACAUCAGUUCCCUGGUCAACUACACGGUCAAUCAACUCGACACUUCUUCUCCUCAUCUCCUCCCGCCUGCUAUACUGAAGAAUUGUGCCUCAGAGGAAGGCCGUCUACGAGCAGAGCUCGAGAGGUUACGCGAAAAGUAUGACACACUUGCCUACCAUCGCGGGUCCCUCCAGCAGCAGAUCGAGAACUCAGUUCUCAAGGUUGAGCAGACCAAGCUUCACAAGAUGGUGCAAGCUCUUCGCAAAGUGACCGCUCGGUGCGAUAGGGUGGCGAGGCAGAUCUUCAUCUGCAAUGACCAGAUCAGGCAGAUAGAGAUACAGGGACAAGAGCAUGUUGUUGGCGCGCUAAGAGUCAAGCUGAAUGAGGUGGAGAGACAGGCAUACGGGUUGAAGCCCGGUGGCAGCCAUCUUUCGCCUGCGUCUGGUUCGUCUAGCUCUGAGAGCGCGGCAACUCCUACGCCUACGCAUACAUCGACGUCAAAAAACUUUCUCGAUGAUGUCUACUACCAGUCGCUCGAGCCCGUUACCCCUUCAUCCAAGAAAUACGGUGGCAACGAGUCUCGACGUACCUCUCAAGCGACCAUGAUCUCUUUGAACCGCUUGACGUUCCCUGUUCCACCGGACCGUAUCCGUACCUUGUCGACUGCUGCGGACGAUAUGGAGCAGCUGGAUGACAAAAUUGGCUGGCAAGGGAGUUUGAAGAUUGAGAUUGAGGACAUGGUAGAUGACGGGGCUUCCAGCCAUGAUUUAGACUCGGCUCCUUCUCCCACGUUGACCGACGGCUACAUGGCGAGCCAAGACGGCCAUACCAUCCUCAUCCUCCCCCCUACCGCUCAUAUGCGGUCGUCUUCGGCACCCGACUGGCCAGUCACAUCAAGGAUUGAAAGCGGGGAUAACGCAGGGCCGUAUGAUAUGGCAUCACCUUCCUUCCAUAGUGCAUCUGCACCCUAUCUAUUACAGCCUCAUUCGCCACUUGGUGCUGCUGGGCGUCACGGUAGAGCUUUCUCCGACUCGUCGAAUCAUCCACAAACCACUUCAGCACCCCUUUCGCCCACGGCUAUGCAGCAAAUGGACACGGCGCCGUUAAAUCUGGACAUUCCAGGUAUGGGAAAGUUGGUCAAAGGAAGGGGGACAAGGAUGACGAAGAGUAUGAGCGCCAAAGGUGAGGGGCUGAAGAAGCUCAGGAAGGGAAGAGAGAGUAUGUUGGAUACUCCCGAGUCUAUAUUGUGGAGCCUUGCCACAGCGCCCAUGUGGACCAAGCAGGAGCUGGACAGUCAAUGAUAUGUGAUGUUGUAGAAGCGCGUCAUUUCGUAUCGACCCCGUGUCGGAUA